CUGAUAGAAUGGGUUCCAGCCCAGAAGGCCUCCGGGGUGGCUGUGCAGCAAGAUGAGGGCGGUUUGGAGCCCUGCCUAAGAGGAAGGACGGGGCCACAGCAGAUUGCUGUGUCCCCACAGACCUGGGCCUCCUGCUGCCCACCAUGGCUAAAAGUGGAGAGGCUCUACCACAGGGCAUCCCAGCGCCAGCCCAGGAUUCCCACCUCAUCAGGGUGACAGUGAAGACACCCAAGGACAAGGAGGAUUUCUCAGUUGUAGACACUUGCACCAUCCGGCAGCUGAAGGAAGAGAUAUCACACCGCUUUAAGGCACAUCCAAAUCAGCUGGUCCUGAUCUUUGCGGGAAAAAUCCUCAAGGACCCUGACUCACUGGCACAGUGUGGAGUACGAGAUGGCCUCACAGUUCACUUAGUCAUCAAGAUGCAGCGCCGGACCACAGGCACUGAGUGCCCAGCUCCACCAGUCUCUACUCCAGGCCCAAAUCCUGGAGUACUCCCUCAGUCAAGUUCUGUUUACCCUGUGGAUGGGUCUCCUUCUUUCAACUUAGGUGUCCUCACAGGCCUCAGUGGGUUGGGUCUGACCUCAGGGAACUUCUCUGACCAGCCAGGCUCACUAAUGUGGCAGCACAUCUCAGUGUCUGAACUUGUGGCUCAGCUUGUUGAUGACCCCUUCAUCCAGGGUCUGCUGUCCAACACAGGCCUAGUGCGCCAGCUGGUUCUUGACAAUCCUCAUAUGCAGCAGCUGAUCCAGCAGAACCCUGAGAUUGGUCAUAUUCUUAACAACCCUGAGAUCAUGCGGCAGACGAUGGAGUUCCUACGUAAUCCUUCCAUGAUGCAGGAGAUGAUGCGUAGCCAGGACCGUGCACUCAGUAACCUGGAGAGCAUCCCUGGUGGCUACAAUGUGCUCCGUACUAUGUACACAGAUAUUAUGGAUCCCAUGCUUAAUGCAGUACAGGAACAGUUUGGUGGUAAUCCUUUUGCUACUACUACUGCUAGUACCACCACCACCAGCAGCCAACCUUCAAGGACAGAGAAUUGUGACCCUCUUCCCAACCCAUGGACUUCCACAUAUGGGGUCUCAGGUGGCAGACAAAGAAGACAACCUGGGGACCAGGAUGCAUCUGAGAGUAGAAAUAGGCUUCCAAGCUUUCUGGGUAAUAUAGGACUCUUUGAUUAUCUCCAGCAGUUACAUGAGACCUCCCAGUCCCUGGGACCCUUUCUGCAGGGUACUGUGUCCACUCCGAGCCCAAGCCAGGAAGCACCACUAUCAGGAAACAGAGUUCCUCCAACUUUACCCUCAUCCCCAAAACCUGGGUCCGGUCAGCCUCUCCCCAAAGAGUCAGUAGCCAUCAAGGGAAAGUCCUCCUGCCCAGCUUUCUUGAGACAGUCAUCGGAGAACAGUACUGGACAAGGCAGAAGCCUACAUGAUGCAGGGAAGGGAUCUACUGGCCCGAGCACUAGCCUGCCCAAUCUUAACUCUCAGAUAAGGGAUUCUGCCAACAGGUCGCCAUUUGUGCCUACGCUAUCUUCCCUUGUGGCAGUCACUGCUGGAGUCCCAGAAUCUCCUUGGCUGCCUCCAACAGGUUAUCUAAGACCUCUGAGGCCAGCUGGCACAAAUCAAGUCCCUCUAACACAGAAUGAGAUACACCAACAGCUACCACUACUGUUGCACCUUCAGGCAGCCAUGGCAAAUCCCCGUGUCAUGCAAGCCUUGCUGCAGAUUGAGCAGGGUCUCCAGAUCCUGGCUACCGAAGCACCGCGUCUCCUACUUUGGUUCAUGCCCUGCCUAACAGGGUUGAGUGGAGUGUCAGGAGGUACAGAAUCUAGAGAAGGUGCUGUCAUAUCUGAGGAUCCCCACACAGCCCCAGCUCCUCAGGUUUCCCAAGCACCGGGUUCUGCAGAGCUAGGCUUCCAUUCCACUCCCUUCCUCCAGGUGUUGCAAGCCUUAGCUACUACCAAUCCUCAACAGCUACAACUGGAGGCUCACUUCCGGGUGCAACUGGAGCAGUUACGGGCUAUGGGCUUUCUGAAUCUUGAAGCCAAUCUCCAGGCCCUCAUUGCUACAGGGGGUGAUGUAGAUGCUGCUGUGGAGAAGCUGAGGAAGUCUUAGGAACUCUAGUUAAUUGGACCUUGUCUUUUCCUUUGUGCCUUUCCCCCAUGCCUUAUUACCGUAGUUCUCCUAUUCUUGAAUACAGCUGCACUAUAAACCAAAUUACUAUGAUGUUCUUUACUGUGGAGACAAUGUUCUGGAGUCAAUGAAGAAGACGGAAAAAAAAAAAACAACCAGAAAUAGGAAAUAGGGUGGGGAUGCUGUGUGACCCAGCUGUGCCUGCCACUCUCCUACCUGGGGCCCUCGACUGAGCUCUGUGUAUACCUAUCUCGAGAUGCAAUUACAUCCAAUCUCUAGUGCCA
Peromyscus leucopus (white-footed mouse) is the source of this 2410-nucleotide messenger RNA. It is a transcript of the gene Ubqln3, whose product is annotated as ubiquilin 3. Bases 144 to 2108 code for a protein of 654 amino acids. Gene Ontology annotation, molecular function: polyubiquitin modification-dependent protein binding. Lineage: Eukaryota; Metazoa; Chordata; Mammalia; Rodentia; Cricetidae. The record is from RefSeq and is a predicted model, not a curated record. The transcript is spliced from 2 exons. Gene Ontology annotation, cellular component: cytosol. Gene Ontology annotation, biological process: ubiquitin-dependent protein catabolic process.